Messenger RNA from Penicillium argentinense, 2034 nucleotides. Its product is annotated as F-box/WD repeat-containing protein. Lineage: Eukaryota; Fungi; Ascomycota; Eurotiomycetes; Eurotiales; Aspergillaceae. The record is from RefSeq and is a predicted model, not a curated record. The coding region runs from base 1 to 2034 and encodes 677 amino acids. The transcript has 2 exons. Gene Ontology annotation, molecular function: protein binding.
AUGGAUCAGAAUACGCAGCUCCCCUCCGCCUCGAAGGAUUUUGUCGAAUUGGCGACCGAAGCAAGGAAAACUCCAGCAACCUCUGAAUCCCAUCACUUUCUACCCAAUGAUAAGACAGCCACUUCUUCAGAAUCACUCGCAGAGCUGGCAAAGCAGAAUGUGGCUCCGUUUCUCACGAAAUAUCAUCCUCGGCAAUAUGCACCCUUGAGUUCUGAAGACGGCACGCCCUCCAUCCCUCGUUCGGUGAAUGCCGGGUACUGUUAUCGCCACCAGCCAGAUUCGAAAUGUCGGCGCCAGGCCGAUGAACAAUCCAUGCGUCAACUACAGCAGGAGUUGGAGACGCUUCCUCAAGAUGAUCAACAGGGUAUCGCCCACGUCUGGUCGCUCUUCUCUGCUGCGCCAGCUAAGCAGCGCAAGUUGAUGCUCCAAGGCAUCUUGGCGCAGUGCUGUUUUCCACAACUUUCCUUCAUUUCGGCCAGCGUUCGUGAAUUGAUCAGAAUCGAUUUUUUGACCGCCCUUCCCCCUGAGCUCUCCUUCAAGAUUCUACGGUAUCUUGACACGGCCUCUCUCUGCCGCGUCGCCCAGGUUUCUCAUCGCUGGAGAGCUCUUGCUGAUGACGAUGUGGUUUGGCAUCGCAUGUGCGAGCAGCAUAUCCGCCGCAAAUGUAACAAGUGUGGCUGGGGAUUGCCGUUGCUGGACCGCAAGCGCCUGCGAGAAGCAAAGCGCGAGAUCGAAUUGCGUGCGACCAACUGGGGCAACGAGACUGUGAAUCAGUCCUCGAACACGCCUGGCGAUGGAGCACCAAAUGGAACCUGCUCGGUUGUUACGCUGCCAAGCAGUAAUAAGCGCAAGAUUGAAGAUGAGCAAAGCUGCCACCAGAUCAAACGCCACUGUGUUUCGCCCGCGUACAAGCCCGUUGCAGACGAUGACUACUACAAGACCCGCUACCGUCCAUGGAAAGAUGUUUAUCGUGAUCGAUUCGAAGUGGGUAUGAACUGGAAGCACAGACGUUGUUCGGUCAAGGUCUUCCGCGGCCACACCGACAGCGUCAUGUGCCUUCAAUUCGAAGACAACAUUCUGAUGACGGGAUCCUAUGAUGCUACAAUCAAGAUCUGGGAUAUGGAGACUGGCCAGGAGUUGCGCACUCUUCGCGGCCACACCGCGGGAGUUCGCUGUCUCCAGUUUGAUGAUACGAAGCUGAUCACCGGCGGCUUGGAUCACAGCAUCCGAGUUUGGAACUGGCGCACUGGAGAGUGUCUCUCGAGGUACAGCGGUCACACAGAGGCGGUCAUCGCUCUUCACUUUGAUUCUACUCUCCUUGCCUCUGCUUCCGUCGAUCGGACUGUGAAGAUUUGGAACUUCAAGGACAAGUCGACUUUUAUUCUUCCUCACCCCGAAGGCGUGAAUGCUGUCAAGAUUGAUACCUCAUCGCGUACUGUCUUGACUGCCUGUGACGACGGCGCCGCUCGUCUAUGGGAUCUUGACACCAAGUCCUGCAUUCGAGUCUUCCACAACCACAUCGGUGCAGUGCAGCAAGUUAUUCCUUUGCCGCGCGAGAUUGAGCUCGAAAGUCACCUGGCAGACUGUGAGAAUGAUCAUAUCAGCACAGCAUCUAACAAUGGAGAUGUUCCACCGAACAUUCUCUCCCCUAUUCUGGAGGCGAAGUCUCUCGCGGUCCAGCCUUCCUCCUUUGGCUCAUCCUUCGACCAGGAUCAGGAUCGUCUUGAGCCCCCACGUUACAUCAUAACCAGCGGAGUUGACGCUACUAUUCGCCUAUGGGAGACCAACACAGGCAGAUGUCUGCGUACAUUCUUCGGUCACCUGGAGGGUAUCUGGGCUCUCUCUGCUGACACCCUCCGUAUUGCAUCUGGAGGCAUGGAUCGCAUGGUGAAGAUCUGGGAUCCUCGUAUUCCCACCUGUCAAGACACCUACGAAGGCCAUUCGGCAGCGGUGAACUGUAUUGGUCUCAGCGACAGCCGUUUCAUCACCGGUGGUGACGACUACCACGUUCGCAUGUACGACUUCCGUGCCUAA